This is a messenger RNA of Darwinula stevensoni, 1036 nucleotides long. Lineage: Eukaryota; Metazoa; Arthropoda; Ostracoda; Podocopida; Darwinulidae. The record is from the annotation of a GenBank genome assembly.
UUUCAGUUGUCACCGAUAAUAGUUGUUGCAGUUCUUGCAUGCCAACAUGAGUAGUCAACGAGGAAAUGUCCAAAGGACUAGGGGACAAAAACAUCAAAAUUCAUCUGCGUUUAAGAACACAUUACAUGACAAGAGCAAGAAGACCCAGGAUAUGAAUUCGAUGGCACUAUUUAAUAUGUGUGCCCGCUGCCAGGACAUCAUUCAGUGGAAGAUCAAGUUCAAGAAGUACAAACCUUUGUCUGUACCACGAAAAUGUGUGAAGUGUCAGGAAAAGACUAUUAAGAGGGCAUAUAUGAUCAUCUGUGAUCCAUGUGUCAGUGGGACUGGUGUGUGUGCAAAAUGUGGCAAAAAUGCUGGCAUUGUUGUUCGACAGGAGGAUGCUCAGUUACAACCUAGUUUAGAAACCAUGUUCAGGGACCAGAUCAAAUGUCUGUCAGAAAGAAGGAGGCGAACAUUCCUAAGAUACCUCAACAAGCUUCAGUCUACAUCCUCUGUGCAAGAUGGUAAAGAGGAUGCCAUGGCCAAAGCAGAAGAGAAAUUGAAGGAGCUGAAGCUGUCAGUUGAUGAAGACUUGGAAAGCUUGACCUCUCAUUCGGAAGAGUCUGAAAAUGAUCCCUAAUUGAUUACUCCUUUUGCAUUCAUCAAUUGUGAUAUGCAUCAAAUCCAAAUAGAUGUUUGUUUUUCCUUUUGAUUGAAAUUCUGGUCUUUAACCUAACCUGAAAGAAAUGCAGCUACAACUCCCACCUCUGUAACUACAGGGUGUAUCCUAAGUCCAUACUCAUGGGUAUUUUGAAUUAAUUAAAUUUAUCAAUGAAUGAGUGCACCAAAUUUAGUUCAGAGGUAUGAAGAAAUAUUCAGAGGGAGUUACCUGCCAGAUUUGAUAUGUGUAUGCAAGUUCAUGGUAUACAAUUUGAACAUUUAAUGAAAUGAAGGUAAAGAGUGAAAUCUGCAUAUUAGUCCAGACUUUGAUAUACCCUGUACUCCUGCACCAUAUGGCAUGACUUUAAUUUGAAAUAUUCCAUUAGAUGAAUUCCUC